Prorocentrum cordatum is the source of this 3774-nucleotide messenger RNA. The record is from the annotation of a GenBank genome assembly. NCBI's taxonomy places the organism in Eukaryota, Dinophyceae, Prorocentrales, Prorocentraceae.
GAGUCCUCCUUCACAGGCAAGGAAUUCGAGGACCUCUCCGACAAGGAGAAGGAGACCCUGCUGAGUAAGAUAGUGGCCAAGAAGGGGGCGGAGGGCGCGGUCUUCUCGCGCACCGAGCCCCGGCACAAGCAGAUGAUUGUGAAGAUCCUGAAGCAGCUGGGGGAGAUCGCAGCCAUGACCGGAGACGGCGUGAACGACGCCCCCGCGCUGAAGCAGGCAGACAUUGGCAUCGCCAUGGGCAUCGCUGGGACCGAGGUGGCCAAAGAGGCCUCAGACAUGGUCCUUGCCGACGACAACUUCUCCAGCAUAGUUGCCGCCGUCGAGGAGGGCAGAUCUAUCUACAAUAACAUGAAGGCCUUCAUCCGGUACAUGAUCUCGUCCAACGUGGGCGAGGUGGCCUCCAUCUUCUUCACCGCGGCGAUAGGCAUCCCCGAGGGUCUCUCCUCGGUGCAGCUGCUUUGGGUGAACCUGGUGACAGACGGCCCACCAGCCACGGCUCUGGGAUUCAACCCCCCUGACCUGGACGUGAUGGACAAGCCGCCGCGUCGCAAGGACGACAGCCUCAUCUCGAACUGGUCCUUUGUCAGGUACGGCGUCGUCGGCUUCUACGUGGGCUUGGCCGUGGUGGGUAUAUUCGUGUACUGGUACUGCUACGACGAAGCUGCCGACGGGCACACUUUGGUCACCCUCCCGCAGCUUAUGACCUGGAACCAGUGCGACACGUGGUCCAAUUUCAAGGUCGCGCCCUUCAUGGAUAUGAAGUUCGAUGCCGACCCAUGUUCGUAUUUCAAAGCGGGCAAGGUAAAGGCCUCGACGCUGUCGUUGACAGUGCUUGUUGUCAUUGAGAUGCUGAACGCGUUCAACGCUCUUUCCGAGGACGGCUCCCUGGUUCAGAUGCCGCCGUGGGCGAACCCCUAUCUGAUCGUGGCGGCCUCCUUCUCGAUCCUCGUGCACGUCCUCAUUUUGUACAUCCCGGUCUUGACGAAGAUUUUCGGCGUGUGCCCCCUCGGUGUUCACGAUUGGGUUCUUGUGAUGGCGUUCUCCCUGCCCGUGAUCCUCAUCGACGAGGUGCUGAAGUUCCUCGGGAGGGGCUACAACACGGCCAGAAAGGAGGGCCUCAAGCAGGACGCGCUCCCCCUCCUGCUGUUGCCGCGGGGCGCGGCGGGAAGAAGAGGCUCGGCUGAAGCCGUGGUGGCGCCUGGGCAGAGCGCGGCCCUGACGCUCCGCCGUGCCCUGCGCGGCUGGGCCGAUGGCAGCGCCGGCGACGCGAGCGGAGCCGAGGCAGCCUCGGCCGGCGGCUUUGCCCGUGGCGCGGGCGGCAGCUACGCGCGCCGCUGGCAGCCCGGCGACGCGAUGACCACCGACCGCCGCCGGCUGCUGGCGGACAGGAGCGCCUACAUCGCCUUCCUGGAGGAGCGAGCCGAGGCGGCGGCCGAGGGCUCUCGGCAGCUGCUCGCGCGCAUGGACGCGCUCGAGGUGAUCGUCAAGAUCCUGCGGUCGCUGGGCGAGAUUGCCGCGAUGACGGGCGACGGCGUCAACGACGCGCCAGCCCUCAAGCAGGCCGACAUCGGCAUAGCCAUGGGCCUCACCGGCACCGAGGUCGCGAAGGAGGCUUCCGACAUGGUCCUGGCGGACGACAACUUCUCCUCCAUCGUCUCCGCCGUCGAGGAGGGGCGGUCCAUCUACAACAACAUGAAGGUCCCGGCAGAGGCGCCCCGCACCGCCUCCAUCAUUGCCUCGAAGCUCCAGCGGCUGCUGCGUCUCAGGGCCUCCCGCGCGCUGCAGGCCUCUGCGGUGAGGCUUCAUUGCUACGUCAAAGCAGUAAGGUCGCAACAGCUCUUCGACGCACUCCAUGUCCAGGCGCGCAUUAGGCGAGACGUGGGCCUGGCGAGGCUGGCGCGGGAGCUGCCCCCGCGCUGGCUGUCGGCGAGGCCGCGCCAGAUCGCCGCCGACGCCGUGGCGUCGCCGGCGCCGGUCCUCCGGUCGCUGGCGGAGGCGAGGCAGUCUGCCACGGGCAUGCCAGCUUCACCAUCGGAGGCCACCGCCGCGCCCACGGCCGCCGGCAGCGGCCCCGCGUCGCCACCCGCUGGGCAGGGCCUGGGCUCGCCGGGAUCGCCAGCGACAUCGGCAAUGUCGCCCAUGGCGUCCGCGGUCCCAGCCACGACGACGACGGCCACGCCCUGCUCGGCCAUCGCCCGGCUGUCGCUGUCGCCAGCCCAGGGGCCGCCCGGCCUUGGCGCCACCCUGGGCUCGGGCUCCGAACAGGCGGAGCGGGCUGGGUCGCCGUGGACUGCGGGGUCGCAUUCCGAGGCCUCUUCGUGCGGGCUUGCCACGGCACGGUCUCCAGGCGUCCCCCCGGGCGUCCACGAGGCGCUCGGCCUGCGCUGCGCGGACACCGCGCCCUGGCGCAACGUGCAAGACCAGGCGCGGCCGCCCGCCGUGGACCCCCCCGCGGCCGCGCCGCCCCUGAGGGGCGCGCCCGAGGCGUCGCCGUCGCCCCCGCGGCGCGCCGUCCGGGCUCCGCCGGGCGUCCGCGGCGGCGCCCGCGGCGGCAGCCCGGGGAGCCCCGGGCCCCUGUCGCGCUCGGCCGCGGCGGGGGCAGCGGUGCAUGGUCUGCUGGUGCUGGGGCUGUGGUCCUCCACCCCGGCGCCGGUCUGCACGGGCUGCCCUCAGCCGGUCUGCCCGACCUUCGUGUGCCCUGACUGCCCAUCGGCGCCGGGGGGUUCGGGGCCCGACCCACCGGGGGCCCCUGCGGCUCUCGAGUUCGUGCCCGAGAAGCUGGCGGAGAUACAGGCGGCGGCGGCCCGCGUGGAGGAGCAGGUGGCCCAGCUCGUGGCUGGGCUGUUGACGGCGUGGAGCUCGUGGCCUCUCCUCUGGGCGUUCGCGGGCGGCUUUGUGAGGGACGUGCUCGCGCGUGUGAUCGGCUACUUCCGCCGUCGGGAUGCUGUCGUCGAGGUGCAGCCCGGCGUGUGGGUCAUCACGACGCCAGACGGCCACAUAUACCCGGAUAGUAUCCGAUGCCGACGAGAGACGUCUGGCGCGGUGCAGGCGGACACGGCAGGAGAGUACGCGAUGGCCCUGGACACCCGACGGCGGCCUGUGCCCAUCAAGCGCGUCCCGCUGGCCGACGUCGGCUCCUUCCUCGACGUGGCGCGCACCACGAUAGCGAAAUACAUCGAGGAGGAGGGGCGCAUCGGCAUCGAGGUGAAGCUGCUGCUCGACAUUUUGCACCUGAGCGGCUGCCACGACCAGGUGAACAGGCUCUCCUUGGCGCGCGUCGCGGCGGUCUCGAGACGUGUCUGCCAGACCAUCGAGGGGGAGGUGGAUAUCGAGAACAUGCGGCUGAAGGCGCGGGGUGUGGCGCCGACGGGCAGUGGCGAGUGGGCGUGGCCGCCAGGCUUCCGGCCUGCGAGGCGACUGAAUGCUGAUGUCAACGCAGCCCUGUGUACGAUGCAGAGCCUGGUGGACACGACCUUCUCCAAUGUUGCCUCUGCGAGCCUUCCUGACAGCCUCGAGGGCGCCCCGGUGGUGCACGAGGUUGUGGGCGCAGUGGCGCGCCAGUUUUUGGAGCAGAACUACCGGCGCAUGCUGCGCACCCCUUCGGAUUUUUUGGAGCGGCAGGAGUCGCCGCCCCCUAUGAACCCCUAUUGGGACCCCGUGCUCGCUCGCAGCCGUCGCAAGUUUCUGCGACUGAUGCGGGCGCUUCUGCGCAUUGGCCUGGCGGCGCUCCUUCCAGCCGGGUCGUCCCAGGAGCGAGUUGACACUUCUUUUUGA